AUGGGUUUAAAAGAAAUCUGGUCACUCUAUGAUAUAAAGCUUAUUGGAGAUUUUUAUGCCCAGGGUCAAGUUGAAUUCAACAAGGACACAGAAGACUGCCAAGAGCAGCAAAUCCUAAUCAACUCACAGCAUGGAGAUGACAGAUCAUGCCAAGAGAACCAGUUAACUAGUGAGGAAGCGUCAGGCACUGUCCUGUUUGUCGAGACCACUGAGAAUACAAAGCUCUUGAGCAGUUUGCCUAGUGUCCCAUGGAAUGAAAAGGUUUUGAACUGCUUGUUUCGGAAGCCUGAUGCAGUUUUUAAGCUGAUUUGUUUUCCCUGGGCAGGAGGCGGCUCCGUUUAUUUUGCCAAGUGGGGUCAAACAGUUAAUGACUUAUUGGAAGUGCAUGCUGUAAGACUGGCUGGAAGGGAAACUCGAAGUCAAGAACAGUUUGCAACGGACAUCCAUGAAGUAGUUGAUGAAAUUGUAUCUGCUCUGCUUCCCGUUAUCCAAGACAAAGCAUUUGCAUUUUUUGGCCACAGUUUUGGAACCUAUAUUGCUUUUGUGACUGCACUGCGCCUAAAGGAGAAAUACAAAAUGGAACCGCUGCAUUUCUUUGCGUCCAGUGCGAGUGCCCCACACUCAAAAUCCCGGCCUCAAAUUCCUGAACUUAACCAAUUGUCAGAAGAACAAAUCAGACACUACCUUCUGAAUUUUGGAGGCACCCCCAAGCAUCUCAUCGAGGACAAGGACUUUAUGAAUCAAUGCAUUCCUGUUCUGAAGGCAGAUGUUAGCAUUUUGAAAAAAUUCGUCUUUGACAUGCCCUCAGAAACUCUCCUUUCCCAGGACAUAACAUGUUUCAUUGGAUCUGAAGACAUAAUAGAGGACACAGAAGGCUGGAAAGACAUAACCAGUGGGAAGAUUGACAUCCACAUGCUGCCAGGUGAUCACUUUUAUCUGUUGGACCCUGACAACGAAAACUUCAUCAAGAACUAUAUAACCAAGUGUUUGGAAUUGUCGUCACUUGAUUGCUAUUAGAUGGGCUUUCAAAUAUGCAAAUGGGCCACAAGCUGUCCCUGUAGGUCACAGACAUGUAGGUUUUUAGUUUUCGGAAAUUGUAAAGAUGCAUAUUAAUGAAUUUCUUCAUAGAACAUUCCUCUCUCUGGGGAAAAGAGAAAUGC
This is a messenger RNA of Phodopus roborovskii (desert hamster), 1160 nucleotides long. RefSeq names its product oleoyl-ACP hydrolase (gene Olah). The transcript is spliced from 8 exons. Lineage: Eukaryota; Metazoa; Chordata; Mammalia; Rodentia; Cricetidae. Gene Ontology annotation, biological process: lipid biosynthetic process. The coding region runs from base 1 to 1017 and encodes 338 amino acids. The record is from RefSeq and is a predicted model, not a curated record.